Messenger RNA from Condylura cristata (star-nosed mole), 1642 nucleotides. Its product is annotated as protein SET-like. The transcript has 3 exons. Gene Ontology annotation, molecular function: chromatin binding; histone binding. Gene Ontology annotation, cellular component: chromatin; nucleus. Bases 199 to 981 code for a protein of 260 amino acids. The record is from RefSeq and is a predicted model, not a curated record. Lineage: Eukaryota; Metazoa; Chordata; Mammalia; Eulipotyphla; Talpidae. Gene Ontology annotation, biological process: nucleosome assembly.
UGCCUGCCUGCCAGCCAACCUGCUCGCCCACCUGCCUGCCCACCCGCCCUCCAACCUGCAGUCGCUAGCAGCUAGGUCUCCAGCGUGAGUGGAGCUGCUACAACCUGCCUGCCAUACAGCCAGUCGACCAACCUGUCAGCAGCCUCCAGCCUGCAGACCCUGCCAACCCACCUGCCUGUUGCCUCCCCUCACAGCACCAUGUGGGCACCAUCAGCCAAAGUCAGUAAAAAGGAGCUUAAUGCCAACCAUGAGGGUGCUGGCAAGACCUCAGAAAAAGAGCAGCAAGAAGCAAUUGAACACAUUAUUGAUGAAGUACAAAAUGAAAUAGACAGACUUAAUGAACAAGCUAGUGAGGAAAUUUUGAAAAUAGAACAGAAAUAUAACAAACUCCGCCAACCAUUUUUAAAGAAGAGGUCAGAAUUGGUCACCAGAAUCCCAAAUUUUUGGGUAACAACAUUUGUCAACCAUCCACAAGUAUCUGCACUGCUUGGGGAAGAGGAUGAAGAGGUGCUGUAUUAUUUGGCAAGAGUUGAAGUGACAGAAUUUGAGGAUAUUAAGUCAGGUUAUAGAAUCGAUUUUUAUUUUGAUGAAAAUCCUUACUUCAAAAAUAAAGUCCUCUUCAAAGAAUUUUAUCUGAAUGAAAAUGGUGAUCCAUGUUCAAAGGCUAGUGAAAUCAAGUGGAAAUCUGGAAGGGAUUUGACGAAACGUUCUGGUCAAACGCAGAAUAAAGCCAGCAGAAAGAGACAGCACGAGGAACCAGAGAGCUUCUUUACCUGGUUCACUGACCAUUCUGACGCAGGUGCAGAUGAGUUAGGGGAAAUCAUCAAAGAUGAUAUUUGGCCAAAUCCAUUACCGUACUACUUGGUUCCUGAUAUGGAUGAAGAAGAAGGAGAAGAUGAUGAUGACCAAGGAUUGGAAGAUACUGAUGAAGGGAAUGAGGAUGAAGAAGACGAUGAGGGAGAGGAAGGAGAAGAUGACUAAUGGAACACAUGGAUUCCAACUUAACUUUCCAAAUUCAUAGGUUGAAGUCUGUCCCCUCUCUCCCCAUUGUGCUCAGUUUCUCUAUUUUUGAAGUCUCUUUACUCCUUUAUACCAUGGUUCUUAAUUGGGGUGUGGUGGCGCAGAAUAUAGUUGGGAAAGAAUCUCUACCCCUAUCUGUUCUAAAUUCAUUUUCAUCCUGUCUCAGCAAAAUCUUUAAGUAAUAAGCUCUGGGGUGGGGGUGGGGGAAAUCCUAAACUGUUUGGAAGUUGCAGUAUGCAACUUCUUUUUCUAUGUAUUGGACUCAGAUCACACUGUUGCUGUGUGAAUAUGGACAGUUAGCAUUUACCAACAUGUACCUGUCUAGUUUCAAAGAAAAAUAUCUUAAAAAAUGGAAUUAUAGAAGGUCAGCAAAGGGCUGUUUUGCGAUAUCAGAGUGGGUUAAGUGGGCAUUUUGACAACAUGGCUGUUCCUUUGGCAUGUUUAAUUGUGAUGUUUUAGCAGAUACCAUUGUGGUUUAAGAUGAUACUUUUUUAAAAGAAAAUUGUCCCGAUGAUUUUAGCCUUACCCCUCAAUGGGAGAAGCAGAAGAACCUGUAGGAUUGUAUUUGGAUUGACAUUCUUUGUUAUAAUUUUGUUCUUGCUUAUUUUUUUAAUUUUUUUUC